CAAUACUCUUGGAUGCCAACCUCCUUAAAAACCUCGGUUAGUCUUCCGGAAGCUCACACGAACAAGAAAGUACACGUGCAGAAAGAAGCAUGGCAGACAAAGUGGAGGAUGUUGCACUAGAUCGGGUGCAGGUGAAAAAAGCUGUAAAGGCAUUGCAGGCUUUCCUCAAGACCAAAUCCACGUCAGAAUCCCGGCUCCUUGAUGAGAGUCAACACAUCACUCUCCUCUUCACCCUGUGGAAGAUCCCCAAGAAAACCCAGACCAUCCGCAUCCCCUUACCACAUGGCUUUCGUACCGACACAGAUGAGGUGUGUCUUUUUACCAGAGAUGAACCUAACAUGACCCCUGACCAGACCCAAAGGUUCUACAAGAAGCUCCUGGCAGAGAAAGGGGUCAAGAACAUCACAGAGGUGAUCCCAUACAAGACACUGAAGACAGAGUACAAGCCCUUUGAGGCCAAACGACGAUUGCUGGGGAACUUUGACAUGUUCUUGUCAGAUGACCGCAUCCGCCGACUGCUGCCAUCACACAUUGGCAAGCACUUUUACGAGAGGAAGAAAGAGCCUCUUUCAGUGAACCUGCAGAGCAAGAAGCUGGCUUUGGAUAUUCAGAGAACCAUUCAGGGAACAUCCAUCUCCAUCUCUAACAAAGGCUGCUGCUGCAUGACUCGUGUGGGCCAUUCUGGAAUGACUGCAGAUGAAAUAUCAGAGAACAUUGAAUCAGCUGUUAGCACUGUUGUGAGCAAGCUGACUAUGAAAGGACCAUUGAUAAAGCUCGUCCACCUGAAGAGCCAGUCAUCAGUGGCUCUGCCCAUCUACAACUCAAAAUUGAGUCACCUGCAAAUGAUAGAGACCCAGAAACAGGCCAAGACAAAAUCAAGCCAACAAAAGUCUGAUAAGAAGGAACAGAUGUUAAAAGAGCAGAGUGAUGCUGCAGCCGAGAAGGAUGAAGAGAUUCCACAGCUGGUGCCCAUAGAAACGCCAAGCAAAAAGGCUAAACUGGAGAAGCCGACUAAGAAGAGACUUGAGAAGGCACCCAAACCCACGGGAGGAAAGAGUGUGAAGGAAAAGGCAAAACUACAGAGAAGGCUGCCCAAAACCUGAAGAGAAAUUCCUCAGUUUUGGUGUCGAAUUUUGUCCCUUCAGCUAAAUGACACCAACCUCUUCGUUCUGUCCUGGUUACUCUGUGCCUUUCUUCUGUCUGCAUGGAAUUCUGACUUCAUACUGAUUUAGGUGGUUAUGAAUAUGUGCAACUACCAACAUUUCAGUUUAAAAUCAUCCCUCAGACAUCACCAGAAUAUUUUCUAUGAGCUCCAUCAAAGGGGUUUGUUAAAUUCUUUGUAUAAGCCCAACUUGUAAAUUAAAAUUGUGCCCCAACUUAAAUUUC
Esox lucius (northern pike) is the source of this 1386-nucleotide messenger RNA. It is a transcript of the gene rsl1d1, whose product is annotated as ribosomal L1 domain containing 1. Lineage: Eukaryota; Metazoa; Chordata; Actinopteri; Esociformes; Esocidae. The transcript has 9 exons. Gene Ontology annotation, cellular component: 90S preribosome. Bases 90 to 1103 code for a protein of 337 amino acids. The record is from RefSeq and is a predicted model, not a curated record.